Molecule: messenger RNA, 2835 nt
Organism: Helianthus annuus (common sunflower)
Lineage: Eukaryota; Viridiplantae; Streptophyta; Magnoliopsida; Asterales; Asteraceae
Product: general negative regulator of transcription subunit 3
Exons: 16
Coding region: 204-2690 (828 amino acids)
Biological process (GO): nuclear-transcribed mRNA poly(A) tail shortening; regulation of DNA-templated transcription
Cellular component (GO): P-body; CCR4-NOT core complex; nucleus
Source: RefSeq, a predicted model, not a curated record
AAAUUUUACAAAAUUGCGUAUUCCCUUUUCACCGUCUUCGCUGAGAAACACCAAAGUUCUACGCGGUCGGAACCCUAGAAUUGCAGAAAAUUCCCCAAAAAUCAGUACAUCACCGGUCACCAAAACCGAAAAACUUUUUGGAUGAUCAGUUUCCAUAAUUCAAACACUUGUAGAGAUUCAACAACAGUUCAUCGAAUUCACCAAUGGGAGCGAGCAGAAAGCUUCAAGGCGAGAUCGAUAGAGUUCUGAAGAAAGUUCAAGAAGGUGUUGAAGUUUUCGACAGCAUAUGGAACAAGGUUUACGAUACCGAUAACGCGAACCAGAAGGAGAAGUUUGAGGCUGACUUGAAGAAGGAGAUUAAGAAGCUUCAGAGGUAUAGAGAUCAGAUUAAGACAUGGAUACAGUCUAGCGAGAUUAAAGAUAAGAAGGUUAGUGCCUCUUAUGAGCAGGCUUUAGUGGAUGCCCGCAAGCUUAUUGAGCGCGAAAUGGAACGGUUCAAGAUUUGUGAAAAGGAGACUAAGACAAAAGCUUUCUCCAAGGAAGGACUGGGACAGCAACCUAAAACAGAUCCAAAGGAGAAAGCCAAGUCAGAGACUAGAGAUUGGCUUAACAAUACGGUGUCUGAGCUGGAAUCUCAAAUCGAUAGCUUUGAAGCUGAGAUGGAGGGGCUGCCUGUAAAGAAAGGAAAAGCAAGACCUCCUAGACUUACACAUUUAGAGUCAUCAAUCACUCGCCACAAGGCUCAUAUAAUGAAGCUAGAGUUGAUAUUGAGGCUGCUGGAUAACGAUGAAUUGAGUCCUGAGCAAGUCAAUGACGUUAAGUAUUUCAUUGAUGACUAUGUGGAACGAAAUCAGGAGGAUUUUGAUGAAUUUGAGGAUGUUGAUAUGCUAUACAACAGCUUACCACUGGACAUGGUUGAUGUACUAGAAGAUCUAGUUUCCAUUGUGCCACCUGGCCUUGUUAAGGGUGUUGGCUCUACCGGUGCUGUUUUAACUGUGAAAAAUGCUUUGUCUUCACCUCCUGUUCAGUCACCGCAGGGAGCUUCAGUCCAGGAGCAAGCUGAGGAGACGUCCCAGGACAAUAGUUCAGAUCACGGGCCAAAAACCCCACCUGCAAAAAGCUCCACAAUCUCAUCUUCUCCUCCAACGCCAGCUGGCAGUCACGCAGCCACACAUGUUUCUGUUGCUGCUUCUCCUAUCCUACCAGGUGCAAGUCCUGUCAGGGGUAUUUUAGGUAAUACAGUCUCCGCCAUUUCAUCCUCACCCUUAACCAAGGAGGAAGAACCUGUUCGUAAAUCAUCUCCCGCUCUCAAUCUGGGUAGAGGCAGUUUGACUUUGACCAGUCAAUCUUUAGUUACUACGGCUAGUAAUAUUUCUACCAGUGGUGUUGCUUCUUCAGUUUCUGAAAUGGGCAAGAGAGUUGGCGCCAGUAGUGGCAGCAUGGUGCACUCAUCACCAGUUUCGUCUUUGAGUAACAGAAUGAUGUUGUCGCAAGGUGUUGGUAAAACCAGUGAUGGCGGCGAUAAUGGAAAUGGCGGUGAGGGUAGUGGUAUGCCGCCUAGAGUCUUUUCACCUUCAUGGAGGCCUGGAAGUCCGUUUCAAAAUCAACAUGAAGGGGGACAGGUGCGUGGGAGACCUGAAAUUGCACCCGAUCAAAGGGAGAAGUUUUUACAGCGUUUCCAGCAAGUGCAGCAACAGACUCAAUUCUCAGCACAGCAGAGCCCUCUUCUGCAACAGUUCAAUUCUCAAAGUUCAAAUGUAUUGCCACAAGGUGGGUUAGGUGGAGCACAGUCAGCAGGUCCUAACACUGUCACAUCUGCCCAACAACAACCUAGUUCGAUUCAUUUACAAUCUGGUCAACCGACACUUAUCUCCGUUGGAUCUAAAGAUACUGAAAUGGGCAAUGCGAAGGCCGAUGAGAUGGAGCAACAGCCAAACUUAUCUGAUGAUUUAGCUGCUGAUCCUGCCCAAAGUGUUGGUCUUAGCAAGAAUGCUGCCAAUGAGGAAGAUCCAAAGGUGUCAUAUGCAUUAGAUAUGCAGAGUGGAGCAUCGACAGAGGCUGCACAAACUACACGGGAUGUUGAUCUCUCACCUGGACAGCCUUUUCAAUCCAAUCAGUCGGGUGGCCUUGGGGUUAUAGGUAGAAGAAGCCAUUCCGACCUUGGUACAAUUGGAGACAACCUUGGUGGGUUAGCUGUGAGCUUAGGUGGCGCUCAUGAUCAGCAAUACAACCUGCAGAUGCUUGAGUCUGCCUUUUACAAACUUCCCCAACCCAGGGACUCUGAACGAGCCAAGAGUUACACUGCAAGACACCCUGCGGUGACCCCUCAAAGCUAUCCUCAAGUACAGGCUCCAACUGUCAACAACCCAGCUUUUUGGGAACGUCUCGGAUCUGAUAACAUUGGCACCGAUACUUUGUUUUUUUCAUUCUACUAUCAGCAGAACACAUAUCAGCAGUAUUUAGCCGCCAAAGAAUUGAAGAAACAAUCAUGGAGGUACCAUAAAAAGUACAAUACAUGGUUUCAACGACACGAGGAACCUAAGUUUUCCACCGAUGAUUAUGAACAAGGAACAUAUGUGUACUUCGAUUUUCAUAUUGGCAACGAUGAGAUGCAAAACGGCUGGUGCCAAAGAAUCAAGACGGACUUCAAAUUCGAGUACAACUUUCUUGAAGAUGAGGUAACCGUGUAAAUAGAGUUUGGAGGCACUGCAAAUCCUUAUCCAUUUAGCUUAGAACCAAGAAAACAAAACAAAUGAUAAGACCGUUAUAUUAUCAAUGUUUGUCGGAUUUAAUUGAACUUUGCUUAUAUUUAAAAUGCACCACAUCAUUUCUAGA